Messenger RNA from Lolium perenne, 603 nucleotides. The record is from RefSeq and is a predicted model, not a curated record. Lineage: Eukaryota; Viridiplantae; Streptophyta; Magnoliopsida; Poales; Poaceae.
AUGGGCGAUAGGGACUUCCCCUUCGACCGUCCACUGGCGCCUCGUCGUCGAAGACGGCAGGCGCCGAUGCCUGCACAUGACGACCACGACGACAACGACGGCGACGACGACGAGGACUACAACGAGGCGCUCGCGUACCAGAACGACGAGACCAAGGACGACAGCGACGACUACGUCACGUGCAUUUUCCAGGAAUGGCAGUUGGCCUUGGCGGAGGGCUGGGAGUUUGACUACCCGGACAACAUGACGGACGACGAGAUCGUGAGGCUCGACCUCCUCGUCUCCGAGGUGGACCGACCUAUGCAGCCGCCGCUGCCCCGCUAUGCCACUGGCAUCAUGCCGCCGGGCCUAUCGGAGGAAGAAACCCUACCACUGGCACUACAUGACUCGUCCACGCCACCGGUUCAACCGCCGCCUCCACCUCCGCCCUACAACCCGUGGGGGGCUCCAGCUCCGGCCUGGGCUCCUCCACCGCCGCCACAGGCCUGGGCUCCUCCGCCUCCAACACCGUCGGCGCGCCCGACGUAUGUUCCGCCGCUUCUCAACUGGCCGUGGGUGGUACCGGAGCUCGUCGUGAUCAACAGCGACGAGGAGAAACAGUAG